Messenger RNA from Hydra vulgaris (swiftwater hydra), 2287 nucleotides. RefSeq names its product heat shock protein 75 kDa, mitochondrial. Gene Ontology annotation, cellular component: mitochondrial inner membrane. The record is from RefSeq and is a predicted model, not a curated record. NCBI's taxonomy places the organism in Eukaryota, Metazoa, Cnidaria, Hydrozoa, Anthoathecata, Hydridae. Gene Ontology annotation, biological process: protein folding. Gene Ontology annotation, molecular function: protein kinase binding; ATP hydrolysis activity; ATP binding.
UCGGCUCAUCGGCCACCAAAAAUCGUUCCGUUUGGUCAGUAAAAUCAAAAAUGGCAUUUAGAAGCGUGAUUAAGACACUUAAAAAUAAAAAUAUUGUCACAUUUUUGCCAACAUCAGUGAAACCGAUUCCUUCUAAAUACUUUUCUCAUUCACAUGAUUAUUUAACAAGAUGUAUUAAAAAGUCAAAUGGUUUUGUAAACCAGAAGUUAUAUACAACUGCAUCUUCAUCUGUUGAAGAAGAAGACAAAGUUAAAGAUGAAACCCAUGUUAUAACAGAUUCAGAAACAAUACAAGGGCCAAAAGUUAAACACGAGUUUCUUGCAGAAACAAGACAGCUGUUAGAUAUUGUUGCUAAAUCUCUCUAUUCGGAAAAAGAGGUAUUUAUACGUGAAAUUGUUUCUAAUGCUUCUGAUGCAUUAGAAAAACUACGCCAUUUACUUCUUACAGGUGCUACGGUAUCUGAUGCUGAUUUGCCACAAGAAAUUCAUUUAACAACAGAUGAAGACAAGGGAUUGUUUAUUAUUCAAGACUUUGGUGUUGGAAUGAAAAAAAAUGAACUUAUUGAAAACUUAGGAACUAUUGCAAGAUCAGGUUCAAAAUCGUUUGUUCAAUCAGCUUCAUCUAAUGUUUCGACUCAAAAUAUAAUUGGUCAGUUUGGAGUCGGUUUUUAUUCAACUUUUAUGGUUGGUUCUAAGAUCGAUGUUUACACAAAAUCAUAUGAGCUAAACAGUCCUGGCUAUCUGUGGACGUCAGACGGCUCAGGUACAUAUGAAAUUGCAGAAGCUGAUGGAGUAUCACGUGGUACAAAAGUUAUUAUUCACUUAAAAGAGACUGAAAAACGGUUUUCAUUGAAAUCCACUGUUGAAGAUAUAAUUAGGCGUUACAGUAACUUUGUUGGAUUUCCCAUAUAUUUGAAUGGUACUUUGUUGAACAAUGUUCAGGCGCUAUGGACAAAACCUGAGCGUGAUGUCACAGAUGAUGAGCAUAAAGAAUUUUACCAAUUUAUUUCUAACACUUCAGAUACACCCAGAUACUCACUGAUGUACAAAGCAGAUGCUCCAUUAAACAUUCGUAGUGUUUUUUAUGUACCUUCAAACAUACCUGAAAUGUUUGGUUUUGGUCGUAUGGAAUCUGGAGUUAGCCUUUAUAGUAGAAAAAUUCUUAUCCAAUCCAAAUCUCCAAAGUUGUUACCAGAUUGGCUUCGUUUUAUGCGUGGAGUUGUUGACAGUGAGGAUAUUCCAUUAAAUUUGAGCCGUGAGCUACUUCAAGACAGUGCUUUAUUGCAUAAACUGAGUGAAGUUUUAGUUGCAAAAUUACUGCGCUUUUUUAUUGAGCAGUCAAAAAAAGAUUCAGAAAAAUUUAACAAGUUUUAUAAGGAGUGUGGUAAUUUUUUCAGGGAAGGAGUUGUAACAACUCAAUCAUCAAGUCAAAAAGAAGAAAUUUCAAAAUUGCUGCGCUUUGAAUCAUCAAAAGGACGUCCCGGAGAAUUUAAGUCUUUAACUGAUUAUUUAGCAGAUAUGAAAGAAAAUCAAAAGGAAAUAUUUUUUCUUUGUACUCCAAGUCGUGAGUUAGCUGAAUCAUCACCUUAUUUUGAGGCAUUAAAAGCUCAAAAUGUAGAGGUUUUAUUUACUUACGAUGAAAAUGAUGAAGUUGUCCUUGCAUCUCUUAAAGAGUUUCAAAACAAAAAUAUAAUAUCUGCUGAAAACUUUUUAAUGAAAAAUGAAUCCGCUACUGAAGUCAAUGAACAAGUAGAAGAUAAAAAUAGUUUAUCACAAACAGAAGCAUCAGAACUUUUGGAUUGGAUUCAAAAAGUACUUGGAAAAUCUAAAGUUCCUAAUAUUAGGGUAUCUAAGAGACUUAUAACACAUCCUGCAAUGAUUACUGUUCCAGAUAUGGGUUCAGCUCGAAGAUGGCUUAAAUUUGUGAAGUCAGGUCCAAACGCAGAGCUUCUAAAUAUGAAAUAUGAUAUUUUACAGCCUACUUUUGAGAUAAAUACUAGUCAUGAGUUAGUACAGUCUAUUCAUAAACUAAAAAGUAUUAACCCAAUGUUGGCUGAGCUUUUUGUAUAUCAGUUGUUUGACAAUUCUUUAAUAAAUGCUGGUCUUAUGGAAGAUACAAGAGAAAUGGUUGGUCGAUCAAAUACACUUUUAUCAAAAGUGUCAUCACGCCUCAUAAUAGAAGAAAACAAGCUUAAAAAUGCAAACAACGUGAAUGAUUAACUUUGAUAAAACCUUAGUAUGUAAUUAUUUUAACAAGAUUUUAUAAAUAAAAAACUUUUUCGUAAUAA